Baudoinia panamericana UAMH 10762 is the source of this 1018-nucleotide messenger RNA. RefSeq lists its product as uncharacterized. The coding region runs from base 431 to 994 and encodes 187 amino acids. NCBI's taxonomy places the organism in Eukaryota, Fungi, Ascomycota, Dothideomycetes, Mycosphaerellales, Teratosphaeriaceae. The record is from RefSeq and is a predicted model, not a curated record. The transcript has a single exon.
UCCGAGCCGUCGGAGCACGAUAUCCCGAAGUACCGUAGUGAAUCGGAGCAUGCUGCUGUCAAGAAGGAAUCUAUACCUUUGAAUGAGUAUGGGCACCAAGGCCACGGCGCCUCCGCGUCUAUCUGUCCAGAUCCUCUCGGGAAGAGCAUCUGUCGCCCUACCCGUGCAUUACCUUAAGUCUCCAAUUCAUCUACGUGCGGGAUCCUAACUUCAGCGUUCACCACUACCAAGAGCCACGCCAUUUCCACGUUCUUCGCCAACUGUCGAAAGAGUUUACUCGCCAGUGUCUUACUCUCCUCAUGUGAGAGCUGCAAAAUGUUCUUGACUGGAGCAAAGGGAACGAUUCCUGCUAGUGGGCGGUGAUCAGCGAAUCUAAUGUCGGACUGGAUCUGCUAGAACCUCUAUCUACCGGCCCAAUGCAGUGCCGAAAAUGUUGACAGCGCCUCGUAUUUUGACGUACUUGUGCUGCUGGACGUCGUUCUGCUUCGCACGUGGUUGCCUUUCCUUGUAUGCGUACAGGUCCGCCACCCUAUUUCUGUUACAUGCUGUUUGCGGACAAGACUGGAUCACACUGAGCAUGGUACUGUCCACGUCGUUUCUACAAAAGCCCUUCCGAAAGUCUGCCGUCAAUUUGGUCAAGCUUUCGCUGCGUUCUCAUGAGUUCAGCAUUCAAAGCGAGCGGAUGCUGCAGAAAAGGACGGGUGAUAGGCUCCUGACCGCCUCUUUUCUUCCCAAGUCUGAAGGUAUCGUCGGCGCCUAUGACGAUCUGGAAUACACUGUCUGCCUCGUAGAUACAAGUCUCAUUCUUUCCGCAUUGGCUGGCCACCGCUCUCCUGAGACACCAGGUAUGGAUCUCGCUUCCUAUCCCAUGCAUCCUGGUCAACGGCCCAAUGUCAGGCAUCGGCGCUUGAAGAGUAUUCGUGCUAGGUUCCAUGGUUCGAGCGAUGGUUCUUGUGCAGUCGAGCCAGCACUCCUGCCAUCUGCCUCGCCUUGAGUCUCAGAUAAUGCAGCAUCUGCU